AUGACGUCCGUCCAGUGCAUUGCGCAUCGGCUCGACAACCUCCCGCUGGGCGGCUGUCUCGGCAUUUCGGGCUACUACUGGGGCCUCCUCGGGAAGACGGGCCUUGGCUGGGCGAUGGACUCGAUGGACACGUUCCUCUUCACGUACCUCGGCGCGAAAGGCUGGCAGCUCGACGUGCGCAACAGCGACGGCUCGGCGCUCUCGGGGCACCAAAUUGGGCUGCUCGGGUCGGCGGCCUUUGCCGGGUCGUUUGUUGGCGCCAUCGCCUUGGGCAUGCUCGCCGACGUGUACGGGCGGAAGCCCAUGUUCAUGCUCACGAUGCUCAUCUUCAUGGUGUCGAUGGUGAUCUGCGGCGCCGCGACGAGCUACGGGCUCCUCCUCGCGUGUCGCUUCGUUGGCGGCAUUGGCCUCGGCGGCGAGCUUCCGGUGGCGUCGACGCUCGUGCAGGAGCUCGCGCCGGCGCCCGUCCGUGGCCGCAUGGUCGUGUUGCUCGAGUCGUUCUGGUCCAUUGGGUGCAUGCUGGCCGUCCUCCUCGCGUUCGAGCUCACCAAGGUCGUCUCAUGGCGCGUCGUCUUGUACAUUUCGGCCAUCUCGAUGGUUUACGCGAUCGCGGUCCGCUACAUUGUGCCCGAGUCCCCGAACUUCAAGGAGGCAGCCAACAUGCGUCUCGUCCAGCUUGUCUACUGCGUCCUUGCGGCGCUCCUUGGUGGCGUGGCCGCGGGCGUCGACCUCGCCUUCCCCGAGCACGAUGCGGUCGCUGCGGUGACCGACCUCGUCGUACGCCGCCUCGGCCAUCGCUACGUCGAGCAGUUUACCUUUGCCACGAUGGCACCGACCAACGAUGGCCUCGACGUGGCCGAAGUGAGCUCAAGUCACGGCAAGAUUCGCCUUGCGGGCUCGAGCGCCACCGCCUUGGGCUAUGGGUUGCAAUGGUACCUCAAGACGGUCGUGCACACGCAGACCGACUGGGAAGACCAUGCGCUGCAGCUGCCGCCAGUGCUGCCGCUGCCGCAUGGCAGCCACCGCCUCGAGAAAGCCUCCAAGUACACGUACUACCAAAACGUGUGCACGGUGAGCUACACGUCGUGGUCAUGGUCCUGGGCGAAAUGGGAGAAGCACAUUGACUGGAUGGCGCUCAACGGCAUCAACAUGCCGCUGGCCUUUACGGGCCAAGAAAAAGUGUGGCAGGCGACAUUUGAGCAGUUUGGCAUCUCCAAGGCCGGCAUGGACAAGUUCUUUGCUGGCGCCGCGUUCCUCGCGUGGGGUCGCAUGGGCAAUCUCCGCGGCAGCUGGGUCAAGGGCCCGUUGCCACAGGCGUUCAUUGACGACCAGUUUGAACUCCAAGUGCGCAUUCUCGCCCGGAUGCGCGCGUUUGGGAUGCUGCCGGCGCUGCCCGGGUUUGCCGGCCAUGUCCCGGAAGAAGUCGCAUCCAAGUUUGCGAACGCGUCGAUCUCGCGGUCGCCGAAUUGGGGCAACUUUCCUGACGCGUACUGCUGCGUCUACAUGCUCGAGCCGACCGACCCGCUCUACCUCGCGAUCGGCAAGACAUUCGUCGCCGAGCAGCGCCGCUUGUAUGGCUACACGUCGUCUUUGUACCAAGCCGACACGUACAAUGAGAUGGACCCGUCGCAUUCGGAUCUGCCGUACCUCGCGAAAGCGUCCAAAGCCGUCAUCGACAGCAUGGUCGCUUCGGAUCCGAACGCGGUCUGGCUCAUGCAAGGCUGGCUCUUCUUGAGCGACUACUGGAACAACGACCGGAUUCAAGCCUACGUUGGCGGUGUCCCGGACGACAAGCUGCUCAUCCUCGACCUCUACAGUGAGGUGGUGCCGAUCUGGGAGAAGAGCCACAACUACUUUGGCAAGUCGUGGAUUUACUGCGUCUUGCACAACUUUGGAGGCAAUCUCGGCUUGAAGGGCGAUCUACCCACGCUCGCGUCCGACCCGGUUGCGGCCCGUCGUCGCAGCAACGGCACCAUGGUCGGUGUCGGGCUCACGAUGGAAGGCAUUUAUCAAAAUUACAUCGUGUACGACCUCGCGCUCUCCAUGGCGUGGACAGCCGCCGCCGUCGACGUGCCGUCGUACGUCCAUCGCUUUGUGACGGCGCGCUACCACAGCGAGGACGCCUACGCCCUUGCCGCCUGGACAAUGUUGUCGUCGUCUGUGUACAACGCCACGAAAGCGUUUGGUGGCGUCACCAAGAGUAUUGUGACGCGCCGGCCGCACUGGCACCUCGACGCGUCGACGUUCAUGCCCUCCAACAUCAGCUACGACCCCAGCGCAGUCGUGCACGCGUGGCAGAGCCUGCUCACGGCCGCGGUCUCGUCGCCGGCCCUCGCCACCACCGACACGUACCUGCACGAUAUCGUCGACGUGACGCGCCAAGCACUCAGUGACGCCAUCUUGAUCGACUACAAGCAGCUUCGGCACCUCUUCCGCGCUGGCACCGUGGCCUCGAGCAAGGUACAUGCGAUCGCCCAACGCAUUUUCGACCAGAUCGCUGCCAUGGACCGCGUGCUCGCGUCCCAUGAAGACUUUCUCCUGGGCAAAUGGCUCUUUGACGCAAAGGACCUCGCUGGGAACGACACGAGCCUUGCCUUGUACUACGAAUACGAAGCCCGCAACCAAGUGACGCGCUGGGGCGACAACAACGGCAACGCGAUCGGCGACUAUGCGGGCAAGCAGUGGGCGGGCCUCGUCGGCAGCUACUACCUCGUGCGCUGGCGCAUCUGGCUCAACGAAGUCUGCCGCGCGUACGAGGCCAAGCGACCGGUGAACGAGACGGCGACCAAGGCGGUUAUGGAGACGUUCGAGCUCGGGUGGCAGACCGAGACCAUCUCGUACCCGAUCGCCGCGCAUGGCGACACACUCGCCAUCUCCAAGGCUAUUUUGCACGAGUUCUUUGGCGCCGUGUCGGUCUAUGAUGCGAGCGUUGACUUCUUGCCUGCCCUUGCCCACUGA
Messenger RNA from Saprolegnia parasitica CBS 223.65, 2958 nucleotides. RefSeq lists its product as hypothetical. Lineage: Eukaryota; Oomycota; Saprolegniomycetes; Saprolegniales; Saprolegniaceae. Gene Ontology annotation, cellular component: membrane. Bases 1 to 2958 code for a protein of 985 amino acids. The transcript is spliced from 7 exons. Gene Ontology annotation, molecular function: transmembrane transporter activity. The record is from RefSeq and is a predicted model, not a curated record. Gene Ontology annotation, biological process: transmembrane transport.